This is a messenger RNA of Solanum lycopersicum (tomato), 1871 nucleotides long. The record is from RefSeq and is a predicted model, not a curated record. NCBI's taxonomy places the organism in Eukaryota, Viridiplantae, Streptophyta, Magnoliopsida, Solanales, Solanaceae.
AUAAAUACAUAGGCUAAUGAGUCCACAAAAGGCAUCACUUCUCAACUGAAAAACUAAAAGUUGUCUUCUUUCUUCUUCCCUUAACUAGCUAACCAUAGUUGGGAGGCUAGGUGGUGUAAUUUUUCGGCGAAAUGAGACUUAACAAUGGCGGCCCUGCCAAGGGUCGUCGAUAUUUGCCACAAAUCUUAGUGGCAUUGGCCAUAUUGGCUGUUGCUAAUGUAGUGUCCGCUGACCCUUAUGUGUACUCUUCUCCACCACCUCCGGUGUAUGAGUACAAAUCACCACCACCUCCUUCUCCGUCUCCAUCACCACCAUAUGUGUACAAAUCUCCACCUCCUCCCACGCCUUCUCCCCCACCUCCAUAUGUUUAUAAGUCACCUCCUCCUCCUUCUCCAUCACCACCACCACCAUAUGUGUAUAAGUCCCCACCACCUCCCUCGCCUUCUCCACCACCACCCUAUGUGUAUAAGUCCCCACCACCUCCCUCACCGUCUCCACCACCACCCUAUGUGUAUAAGUCUCCACCACCUCCCUCACCGUCUCCACCUCCACCGUAUUACUACAAAUCUCCUCCUCCCCCAUCACCUUCACCACCACCUCCAUAUUACUACAAGUCUCCACCUCCACCUUCACCGUCACCUCCACCACCAUACUAUUACAAAUCUCCACCACCGCCUUCACCAUCACCACCUCCACCAUAUUAUUACAAGUCUCCACCGCCACCUUCACCUUCUCCUCCACCGCCUUAUUACUACAAGUCUCCACCUCCUCCAUCACCUUCACCACCACCACCAUACUACUACAAGUCUCCUCCUCCACCUUCACCAUCACCACCCCCACCAUACUAUUACAAGUCCCCACCACCACCGGCUAAAUCACCUCCUCCCCCAUACUAUUACAGUUCACCUCCACCACCAGUGAAGUCUCCCCCUCCACCAUACUACUACUCCUCACCACCACCACCAAAGAAAUCACCUCCUCCACCGUAUCACUACACUUCUCCACCACCACCAGUUAAGUCACCACCUCCUCCGUACUACUACUCCUCACCACCACCGCCAAAGAAAUCACCUCCUCCACCAUAUCACCACAGUUCCCCACCACCACCAGUUAAGUCACCUCCAACUCCGUACUACUACAAGUCUCCACCACCACCACCAAAGAAGUCUUCUCCCGCACCAUACUACUAUACUUCACCACCACCACCAACUCAUUACUAUCCUCCACAUCAUCAAUUUGUAGUCAAAGUUGUCGGAAAAGUCUAUUGUUUCAGAUGUUAUGAUUGGAAGCACACAGAGAUGUCUCACGGCAAGAAACACCUGAAAGGUGUUGUUGUUGAAGUGACUUGCAAGGCCGGUGACAAAGAAAUUGUGAGUUAUGGUACCACUAAGAACAAUGGCAAAUUUAGCAUCACGGUUAAAGGAUUUGAAUACCGCAAAUAUGGAGCAAAGGCUUGCAAGGCUAAACUCCACUAUGCUCCUAAGGGUUCAAAGUGUAGCAUUCCUACAAACCUUCAUUGGGGAAUUAAGGGUGCUAACCUCAAAGUGAAGUCAAAGAAUAAAUAUGAAGUUGUUCUCUAUGCAAAACCAUUUGCUUAUGGUUCUAAGACACCUUAUGCCGAAUGCAAAAAGCCCAAGCCUACACCUGCUCCAUACUAUUAUAAAUCUCCUCCACCUCCAACACCGACUUAUGUUUAUAAGUCACCACCCCCUCCAUCUCCAAAAUAUGUUUACAAGUCACCACCUCCCCCAACCCCGACAUACGUGUAUAAGUCUCCACCACCACCUGCUUACCAUUACAAAUCUCCACCUCCACCAUCACCAAAACUUGCACCGGUAUACUAUUAUAAAUCACCACCACCACCAUCACCA